UGUCUCAACACAGACGAAUAUUAGCACCAGUAAAAUAGCAGUGUACUAGUAAUAAUUCACAUCUCUUUUUUUUCUUUUCUUUUGUACCCUUUUCUUCUUGCUAUUCCUUUUCCCAAGUAAAGUGAAAAACAAAAAACCAUUUGCAGUAAGCAAAAGUUAAAAGUAGAACCAAAAAAUGGGUUUUGCUUAAAGAAAGUGUUUAUCUUUUUUUUUUUCUUUCUAAUUAGCAACUAAUUCGUAGAUCUGCAGCUCAAAACCCUUUUCACAUUUUCUACUAAAGUAACUAGUUUUAUCCUUCUACAGUUCGUUCUUUAGAGAUGGGGUGUAAAAGAUUAGGUUUUUUAUUAGUAUUAGACAUCUUUUACUUCUAGUUACUUUCUUGGUCAUCUUGUUUACCAUACAGGGGUUUCUUCCCAAUUCUUAAUUUGGGUUUUUCAUCUUGUUAUAUGAUGUUGGUUCUUUGAAGAAAAAAAAUUCAUUUUUGAGAGUGAGGUUUUAGUUAAAGGACAUUUGAAGCUAUAAAAUUUUGAGUGUAAAAAUGAUUCAAUUGUUGUUUAUGGUUCUUUGUUUGGAGGGUAUGGUGGCAUUUCUUCUAAUGGUAAAGAUUGGGCCACUGAGGGAACUAGUGAUGAAGUGUUUGGAUCAGGUGAAGAUGAGAAAGGGUACAGUUUUAACCAUUGCUGGUACUAUAUCAGCUAUCUUAUUUUCCAACUUUAUUAGUAUUAUCAAGAUUCAGAACAAGGGGGCUAAGAUUGGUACAAUGACCCCAAUGGAUCAGGUUUUGUGGAGAACCAACUUGUUAGAGGCUACUCUCAUGGGAUUUUCUCUGUUUCUUGGAUUCUUAAUUGAUCGUAUGCACCAUUACCUUCGGAAGCUGAUUGUGUUGCGGAGUAGCGCGGGAUCUUCAAAGAAAGAAUUUGAAAGGCUUGAGAAAGAAAAGCUGCAGCUUAAGGAGAAAGCAGAUAAAGCUGCUGAGGAAAUAAAAUUAUCGCAGAAACAAAUCUCUAGUUUAACAGAGACACUGAAGAAGGUUAAGUUGGAGUCAGAGGAGAAAGACAAACGUGUUGAAACUGCGGAAGCUCAUGUUGCUGCUCUCCAAAAACAAGCAGCAGAUCUUCUUUUAGAAUAUGACCGUCUAUUAGAAGACAAUCAAAAUCUUCAGAAUCAAGCCCAUGGUUAUCGGAGUUGAGAAAAUAGACAAGCAGUUGGUUCAAAUUUUAUAACUUUUUGAUAACUGGCUGUGUUGAUUGAACAUUAUGCGUCUGCAUGUCUUGACCCUUGUCUUAGAAGAAGGGAUUUUGGGAAUUGUUGUUACUCAAUGUGAAUCAUGUAGUAGUGUUUUUCAGAUAUAGACAUUGUUAAAAUUCACUA
This is a messenger RNA of Solanum dulcamara, 1371 nucleotides long. RefSeq lists its product as uncharacterized. The transcript has 2 exons. The record is from RefSeq and is a predicted model, not a curated record. Bases 539 to 1189 code for a protein of 216 amino acids. Lineage: Eukaryota; Viridiplantae; Streptophyta; Magnoliopsida; Solanales; Solanaceae. Gene Ontology annotation, cellular component: endoplasmic reticulum; endoplasmic reticulum membrane. Gene Ontology annotation, biological process: endoplasmic reticulum to Golgi vesicle-mediated transport; intracellular protein transport.